UUUCUUCACGUAGAAAAAGAUAUAUAAUAGAAGAAAAAUAUGAUGGUGGUUUGGUUUUGAAUCCAAGAAAAAAUCCAAAUAAUCGCCCUGUUGCUGAUGUAGAUUUUACAUCUUAUUAUCCAAAUAUCAUAAUCACGAAUAAUAUUUCUUUAGAUACUUGUGUGAAUAUUGAUUCACAAGAAGAAAAUCUAAAUGUGAUAAUUGAUAAUAGAAUAGUUUAUAGUAAAUUUAGACAACAUAAUAAUGAAGAAACAAAAAUGGGAUUAAUGCCAUUGAUGUCUAAAAUGUUAUUAGUAGAUCGGGCUAUAGCAAAAAAAAAUAUAAAAAAAGCCAAAAACAAACAAGAAUAUUCUUAUUAUAAUUCUUUACAAAAUGCUCUCAAAACAAUUGCAAAUUCUAUUUACGGUGAAACUG
This is a messenger RNA of Racocetra fulgida, 414 nucleotides long. NCBI's taxonomy places the organism in Eukaryota, Fungi, Glomeromycota, Glomeromycetes, Diversisporales, Gigasporaceae. The record is from the annotation of a GenBank genome assembly.